Molecule: messenger RNA, 2935 nt
Organism: Ceratotherium simum simum (southern white rhinoceros)
Lineage: Eukaryota; Metazoa; Chordata; Mammalia; Perissodactyla; Rhinocerotidae
Source: RefSeq, a predicted model, not a curated record
AAGUAGACAGACUGUUGAAUGCACAGGAAGGAGGGAGUGCAUUAUAGGAUUCUGCCUUUCAGAGGAAUUAAUUGUAUCACAUCAGCAAAGCCAUGGGCUUUAGGUCAGAUGUUAGACUAAUUACCUAAGGCUUAAUAAUACAGUAGUUAAUGUUAUUGAUAAAACUGGAUUUUACGUUCAUUCAUGCAGCAUAUCUUGUGUGCCAGACCUGGUGUUAGGUAGAACAGACCACUCUGUGGCAUGGCCUGUGGCCUUUGGAAGGAGCUCAGCAGCUCUGGGGAAAACAAGACCCUUUCAUCAAGGAAGCCUCAUUAAGUAAAGCCGAAUGAAGAAAGGCUGCUCUGGUGGAAGGUGGCAUCUGCAGAGGGACAGAGUCUCGUGCUUUGCUUUCCCCCUAGUGUCCACCUCCCCACCGCUCUCUUGUUGCUGUGUCUGAGGCUCUCUGCCAUCUCCAGAAUUCUGAAGAACACCGUUUGGAGACUGCACGUUGAAUCUUCUAAGGAGUCCAAGUAGGUGGGAAUAAUCUUGAGUAACUGCUAACAGGACUUGGAUUUAAACUGACAAGUUAAAAAUAAAAGGCUCAUAUCUCCCAAAUUUUUAUCCAGCCUGUUGGCCAGCCCAUUCCAGGGCUUAGGAGAAAGUCAACACACUUCCCAACCUGAGUCGGUCAGUUUCUUCCAGAAGGAAAGGAAGACCUAUGACAUCCCUGGAGAGUUUGUACCUAUGACAUCCCUGGAGAGUUUGUACCUAUGACAUCCCUGGAGAGUGACUUGCUGCUUCCUUCCUUCAGACCCUGCAGGCAGUGAAGGGCUGUCUGUCAGUUCCUGUUUGCACUGGACACCUGCCGUCCACCUCUUAUGCACUCCAGCACCCCCAUCAGCUCCCUCUUCUCCUUCACCAGCCCGGCAGUGAAGAGACUGCUAGGCUGGAAGCAAGGAGAUGAAGAAGAAAAGUGGGCAGAAAAGGCGGUGGACUCUUUAGUGAAGAAAUUAAAGAAGAAGAAAGGAGCCAUGGAUGAGCUGGAGAGGGCCCUCAGCUGUCCUGGGCAGCCCAGCAAAUGUGUUACGAUUCCCCGGUCCCUGGACGGGCGGCUGCAGGUGUCCCACCGCAAGGGUUUGCCCCAUGUUAUUUAUUGCCGAGUGUGGCGCUGGCCCGACCUCCAGUCUCACCACGAGUUGAAGCCGCUGGAGUGCUGUGAGUUCCCAUUUGGCUCCAAGCAGAAAGAGGUGUGCAUCAACCCCUAUCACUACCGCCGGGUGGAGACUCCAGUGCUGCCUCCUGUACUCGUGCCAAGACACAGCGAAUAUAACCCCCAGCUCAGCCUUCUGGCCAAGUUCCGCAGUGCUUCCCUCCACAGUGAGCCACUCAUGCCGCACAACGCCACCUAUCCCGACUCUUUCCAGCAGCCUCCGUGCUCUGCAUUCCCUCCCUCGCCCGGGCACGUGUUCUCUCAGUCCCCGUGCACGGCCAGCUACCCUCACUCCCCAGGAACCCCUUCCGAGCCAGAGAGCCCCUAUCAACACUCAGUUGACACACCACCCCUGCCUUAUCAUGCCACAGAAGCCCCAGGGACCCAGAAUGGCCGACCUGUAGAUGCCACAGCUGAUAGUCAUUUAGUGCUGUCAAUGCCUAAUGGAGACUUUCGGCCAGUUUGCUAUGAGGAGCCGCAGCACUGGUGCUCAGUCGCCUACUAUGAACUGAACAACCGAGUUGGGGAGACGUUCCAGGCUUCCUCCCGAAGUGUGCUUAUAGAUGGAUUCACAGACCCUUCCAAUAACAGGAACAGAUUCUGUCUUGGACUGCUUUCUAAUGUCAACAGAAACUCAACAAUAGAAAAUACCAGGAGACACAUAGGAAAGGGUGUGCAUUUAUACUACGUUGGGGGAGAGGUCUACGCCGAGUGUGUGAGUGACAGCAGCAUCUUUGUACAGAGCCGGAAUUGCAACUAUCAGCAUGGCUUCCACCCAGCCACUGUCUGCAAGAUCCCCAGUGGCUGCAGCCUCAAGAUCUUCAACAACCAGCUCUUUGCUCAGCUGCUGGCUCAGUCAGUCCACCAUGGAUUUGAAGUCGUCUAUGAGCUAACUAAGAUGUGUACUAUCCGGAUGAGUUUUGUUAAGGGUUGGGGAGCUGAGUAUCAUCGCCAGGAUGUCACGAGCACCCCCUGCUGGAUUGAGAUUCAUCUUCACGGACCACUGCAGUGGUUGGACAAAGUUCUGACUCAAAUGGGCUCUCCACAUAACCCAAUUUCUUCAGUGUCUUAACAGUCAUGUCUUAAGCUACAUUUCUAUAGAAUAGAUGCUAUUGCAGGCAGUGGCUUAUAUCAUUUCAGAUUUGCAACUAACUGAAGUUUCUAAGUACAUGUGUAAAUACAUAUAAUAUAUACUAUUCAUAUUUUUUAUCACCAUUUGUUUUGUGCUUUCUAGUUAACCUGAUGCCAGUACAAUGUGAUUACAAAAGCAGGUUUUUCAUGCCUAUGCUAUAAAAAGCAGCUUCUUUUGUGGGAGGGAACAAAUAAAAGGCAACUGUAUCAAUAGUAUUUGAAGGGUGUUGGCAGAAUAAAAGGCAGCUUUAGUCAGCCAUGUCAUUGUACAGCAUGUUGUGUGGCUUACGAGAAAAAUGUUAAAACUGUUCGUAUAGCAAACGUCAGGUACUAGCAGCACUAGAGCAAAUAAUACUUUCAGACAAAACAAAGCAAUCAAACCCAUAUAAUUUAAAUGAUCUCACUUUUAGUGCUAUUGGCAAGAAAAAAAAUCAAGCUUAUACAAUUAAUUACGUAAGAUCAGACACACAAACUUUAUUUCUGAAGUUGAAAUACCUAUAGCUGGACUAUUGUGCUGAUAUUAAGGGUACAUUUUAAACAGAUUUAAACUGUGAUUGGAAAAGAAAGAAACUGUGAAGCUGACAGUCAUGUUGCCUCAUAAUCUACCACUGUAAA